This is a messenger RNA of Drosophila melanogaster (fruit fly), 2625 nucleotides long. It is a transcript of the gene porin, whose product is annotated as porin. Gene Ontology annotation, biological process: transmembrane transport; monoatomic anion transmembrane transport. NCBI's taxonomy places the organism in Eukaryota, Metazoa, Arthropoda, Insecta, Diptera, Drosophilidae. The transcript is spliced from 4 exons. Gene Ontology annotation, cellular component: mitochondrial outer membrane. The record is from RefSeq and is marked reviewed. The coding region runs from base 1334 to 2182 and encodes 282 amino acids. Gene Ontology annotation, molecular function: voltage-gated monoatomic anion channel activity.
ACAGAAUUACAAAAUUUUUUGGUGUACGUUUGUCGUGGUGUCUCUGUUCCUCUGCGUUUCGCAUUACACUCUAACCAAACUAAAACUCAUCAAAAGUAAGUAGCUCAGGAGUAAACCCCCUCAAAAUUCAGUGAAAUGUGAUGGAUACCCCUAUGGGUAGAAGGAAAAUCAGGAUUUUCGGUGCCAGUGAUUUCAUAACCUCGAAAUGAAAAAAUUGCAAGUAGACACGCGCAUGAACGAAAAGCAAAAGGGCUGAGCACUUUUUUGUUGGAUGACGAUGGGCGAGCUUCUUAUCACCAAAUCACGCAAUAAUUAAUUGAUAAAUCCGAAAUUUAAAGGGGAUAUUAAGCCGGUUAGCUGUCACACACACAUCCACACAUGAACAGUCCACGCACACCAAUGCCUUCGCAGUUCAUUGGCAGCAGCUGCCGGCGAAAAAAGGGGGCAAAGAAGCAGAGAGAUCGAUGGAAAAGUGCCUGGCGAAUUUCCGUUACGUAACGCAUGUCGCAUCAAUUCCGUUCGUUAUCGUCAUGUUGCCAUCCACCAGCGUGCAGCUCGCUCAAUAAACAUUUUCGAUUUCACUCUUUACCGUUCUUUAUCGUCGUUUUGUUUGUUUGUGGUCAUGUGAGGAGGUGGGUGCACUUCGCGAUUGUGGGUGGUAUUUUCGCAGUGACGUCACCUGGAAAAUCAAUAGACCACCUUUUCGGGCAGCUAUUCACUUAGCUUUCCACUUUCCCUCAUCGAUUUCCCUGCUGUUAUGCAACUGUCGAAAAAAUGAGCUGCACAUCCACCCAACCACCCCCUUUAUAAUCUGCUUGUCAAGGUCAUCGUCAACGAGAUGCUGAUUCAUUUUCACCGGGACAUCCACCUGAUAGUAUUAUUUUCAGCAUCUAGUGACCAGGUUAUAUCACCUGACUUCCGGAACAAUAAGAGCCCAUCCCAUUUAACGUUUGGCUGCCGGCCAUAAAGAUUUUUGUCUGCUGGCCGCUGCUUUUCAUAAUUUUCUGCCUUGAUUGCCUUGAGUUUCCCCCCACCAAUCCCCCCGAACACAACAUGAAAUAUUUAUAUUGUUAUAUCUAUAUAAUAAUUUCAAUUAGAUGUUUUGGGUUAUUUUUGUUUGAUUUUUUUUAUGCUCAAUAUCGGAUAGAAAUUUAUUUAUCCGCGACUAAUAUUCCUACCGCGACUGUGAGUCGCAUUCCUGACGUCACGCAAAUAGAAACAGCGAAGCAGUGACCACAGCAGACGUUGCAAAUGUGCAGUUAGCUUCUGAGUCAAUGAUCGCUAGCCUAACGGGACUGAACUGACCAGCAAUUAAUGCCAGCAAGAACGGAACAUGGCUCCUCCAUCAUACAGCGAUUUGGGCAAACAGGCUCGCGACAUCUUCAGCAAAGGCUACAACUUUGGCCUGUGGAAGCUCGAUCUGAAGACUAAGACCUCGUCGGGCAUUGAGUUCAACACAGCCGGACACUCCAACCAGGAGUCUGGAAAGGUCUUCGGCUCCCUGGAGACCAAGUACAAGGUCAAGGACUACGGCCUGACCCUCACCGAGAAGUGGAACACAGACAACACGCUGUUCACCGAGGUUGCUGUCCAGGAUCAGCUCCUCGAGGGUCUGAAGCUGUCCCUGGAGGGCAACUUUGCUCCUCAGUCUGGAAACAAGAACGGCAAGUUCAAGGUUGCCUACGGCCAUGAGAACGUCAAGGCCGAUUCGGAUGUGAACAUUGAUCUGAAGGGCCCCUUGAUCAAUGCCUCUGCCGUGCUUGGCUACCAGGGAUGGUUGGCCGGCUACCAGACCGCAUUUGACACACAACAGUCCAAGCUGACCACCAACAACUUUGCCCUUGGCUACACCACCAAGGACUUUGUUCUGCACACAGCUGUCAACGAUGGCCAGGAGUUCAGCGGCUCGAUCUUCCAACGCACUUCGGACAAGCUGGAUGUGGGUGUACAGCUGUCGUGGGCCAGCGGCACCAGCAACACCAAGUUCGCCAUCGGCGCCAAGUAUCAGCUGGAUGAUGAUGCCAGCGUGCGCGCUAAGGUGAACAACGCCAGCCAGGUGGGUCUGGGCUACCAGCAGAAGUUGCGCGACGGAGUCACCCUGACCCUGUCCACGCUGGUCGAUGGCAAGAACUUCAAUGCCGGCGGCCACAAGAUCGGUGUGGGUCUGGAGCUGGAGGCCUAAGUCCGUGGUUUUCCGCUAGUCGUGAAAUCCUUGAACGUUGUCUAACAUCCCCACACGCCCAACAACAACAACAACAACAAUAACAGCAGCCAGACAAGUGCAGAAACAACAACAAGAUCAAACAAAAUAAAAGAUACGAUAUUCUUUAAAAACAAACAACACACAGUCAAAUAUAAAGAGAAUCUGCACAUCUUAGCGAUUCGAUUGGAUUGGAUUAGUUGUCAGCCGGCCAUCACCACAUCCGCCCAUUCCCUGCCCCAGCCACGCGAAUCUGCAGGAGAGACACUGCCAAACAAACGAUGCAGGGGGAUGGAUGGGUGGUGCAAUCGAUGGGUCGGUCAGGUCAGUCCGUCGUCGUUGGAUGUAGCUUUGAUUAGUGCAUUGAAUAUUAGCGAAAUUGUUGUUGACAAAAGUGCAGUAAAAAUACAUUUACCUAUUAAACG